Messenger RNA from Diaporthe citri, 909 nucleotides. RefSeq lists its product as uncharacterized. The transcript has 2 exons. Lineage: Eukaryota; Fungi; Ascomycota; Sordariomycetes; Diaporthales; Diaporthaceae. The record is from RefSeq and is a predicted model, not a curated record. The coding region runs from base 1 to 909 and encodes 302 amino acids.
AUGGACACUGGAACUGCUCCGAAUACAUCAGAGGCUGAGGGCCCUAUAGACAAUUCCGCCCCUCUCGCUCAGAUCGAGGCCUCGGAGACCAUCAACUUCAAAGGCGGGAAAGACAAUGCAACCAUCCGCACACUCGUGAGCGUGAAGAAAUGCCCGCAUGGAUUCCGAUCGCGUUUAGGAUAUCAUGCCAAUCUCUAUAUCACGCUUGCGGAUGGUGUGGAAAGGGAAAUCGGAUAUAUAACAGCCUGGCGCAUUUCCAGACGAUCCGGAGUCAAUCCGAAUAUCGAUCCACAAUAUGUACUGGCUGACUGGUACUUCGAAUCUCUCGGGACGUAUGAUGAAGACUCCAAACAGUUGGCCUACUGCAUCAGAUCCCUUUAUGGAAAGGGCGAAAUUCCACACAGGAUUUCCGAACGGAUUGUGAAUAGGGAGAAGAGGAACGAGAUACAAGACGGAGGGAAUGAACUCGUGUUUAUCGAGACGAUAUACAUUAAAUGGCGGGAAGACCGAAAGGAUGCGCGAACCGAGUACAGGGGAUACGGCCUCGCCGCAAUAUACUUGGAGACCUACUACAGGCUACUGGGUGGCAAAGUAUUACCUGCUUGGUUCUCUCUGCGUGGACCAGUGACAUAUUUAUUGUUGCCCCGCAUGCACCACGACUGGCUAUCACCAGUAAACCAAUACUGGCGUUACCGGUGGGCACAGGACAAGUGUGCCAGACAACUAUUUGAAGAGGAAGUUGAGACAUAUUUGAAGGGACUGUUCCGAAGUGACUAUUACGGAUAUGAGUAUUACAUCCAAAACGCUAAGAUUGUUGACACUUACAUAGACGUAUUGGGUCGCGCCGUCGCGCCGGAAGACUCAAUAUCGGAACCCUGCGACCGUCUACUUCUACCAGCAGCUGAUUAG